This is a messenger RNA of Danaus chrysippus (African queen), 1854 nucleotides long. Lineage: Eukaryota; Metazoa; Arthropoda; Insecta; Lepidoptera; Nymphalidae. The record is from the annotation of a GenBank genome assembly.
AUGACUGAAGGACAGCUCUUAACUGAUGAUUUAGAAAUGCUUACAGCAUUAUAUGAUUUCGAGGCAACCUUAGCAAAGACUCUGAGUUUUACGGAAGGCGAUUUUUUUUAUCUUCAACAAAGUAACACUAAGCAAAGGAAUUGGUGGCAUGUUGUUAAUAGAAAAGGUCAAGUGGGCUUUGUGCCUUCAAACUACGUUGCUUCAGUCAAGGUCGAGCCAGAUUAUUUUCUUUCAUUCUUGAAUGACUGCAUAAAGAGUUUAAAUGAAACCAAUGCAAUGACGCCUCAGAAGCAAGAGACAUUGACGAAGCUGUAUGAAAAGAAGAAGCAACUGCAAGCUCUUGUGAAGCCGAGUAAAAAGCAAGCUGCUCCAAAACCUCCUCCACGGCUAGAUGACAACACACCUCCAAAUGGGGUCUCACCAUCAUUUGAUCUGCGUCCCGUUGUAUCACAACAGCAUAUUUCUGAAGAAAAAUCAUGCUCAUCCCCAUCUAAAUCACUGAACAGCAAUGCAUAUAAAGAUAAUGAUGAAGACAAGAAGGGCUAUUCCAAAUCUGCCUCUAACCAGUUGUCAUCGGACACAGAAAACCAAGAUGACAGUCAGGAUAGCAGUGAAAGUAUUAAACCAAAUGCUAUUUAUGAGAUUGUUCAAGCUGUGAGAAAAGAAACUCAAUUAAGUCAUGAAAUGUCCAAAGUUGCAGUGGAAACUGUUCUGAUCUCCUUAAGGGAAUUUCUCCCUGGUGGUGCUGCAAGGUCCAUAAUAGAUGCGCUACUACGAGAAGCAAACAGCAACAUAACAUGUCCAAAGAAUGCUAUUGAUGCUGCACCAGAUGCGUUGCGAAUGAUGACAGCACUGAAUGCUCUAUCGAAGGCAGCAAAUGAUGCACAGCAGCGAGGCUGGGCUUUACACGAUGAUGCCCAUGAUAUACAGACACAGUUAUUGGAACUUAUCUCAGUCAUGUCGAAUGCUGAUGUCAAUAUAUCCCAGCAUGUGCUGAGUAGUCAUCGUUAUGCGUAUGUGACAACCCUUGUGCAGUACUACCAAAUGGAAACACGUUGGCCGCUUAGACAACUGUUGUUGCAAGCAUUUGGUGUAAUGUGCGGUUUAGAACGCACGGCGUUGGCAACCCUGGCCUUAUCAGCUUUACCAGCAGAAAUAGCUCGUGACAUGCGCGACAACCCUCGCGCCGUCAGCCGUUUGUCGCACUCAGCGCUACUACUGUCCAUGGUCUUAUCCAUGGGGGAUAAACUUCCCAUCACGCACUUCGAACAAUUAGGAGUUGACUUUGCGCAAUUUCUCCUAGAACUUAUCGAAAAUCCUCCGGAGACAGACGUUGAUGAACAAAUACCCGAUUUAUUCUUAACAUUACUCCUCGCGUACAAUCUUCAAUUCGAGAGUCCUUUCGAAAAUCUUCUGCUAAACGCCUUAGAGGUGAUGGAUAACGCUAAAACAUUUUGUGAAAAAGUUCUACUGUUGCUUAAUCGAGAGGAAGAUCCGGUCCACAUAUUCGAUCACGAACCAGCCCCGGCCCACUCCGUGUUAAAGCUGGUUAUAGAUUUAUUCAGUCGCAAGAAGACCGCUGAACAUUUCUACACCAACGACGUUAAAGUUGCCAUCGAUAUAGUCGUAAGGCAACUAGCUGAUCUAUCGCCCGGGGAUUCGCGUCGUCAACAAUACUUGAAGAUACUCCAAGGUAUAAUCCGCAAUACAGACUACGGUGCCCAUUUACACCGAAGAGAUGAUCUCCUUAGAUGCUUUGCUAGAAUAUUCUGUGAAGAAGGUGAUAUAAGUCGUGAUGACCAGACACUAGUAAGAGCCAUAUCUAACGAAUUCCCACAGUACUUUAAAGCCUAG